AUGCGGUUACGAUCACUUUUCAAAACAUCCCUGUUUUUCUUUGGGCUGUGCUUCUUGGUGUAUAUUGUGCUAUAUAUGCAAGCCGGACACAAAGAAACUGCACCAACAGACUUGAUUAACCAGUUCAAUGUUGUCCAGAAGAAAGGAUAUUCCGGACUUAAAAUGGAAUGGCUUCAGGACGUCAGCAAGAGGCCUGAGUCUACGAAGGCCUCCACCAAGAAACCUGUAGAACACUCAUCAAAGGAGCAAAAAGUGGCCGAUGCGCCCACACACAGGCAGCGAAAGAGUUUACAGAUGUCACAAAUCUACGAAGAACUGGAUUUUCUAAAUGCACCAGGAGGCGCAUGGACACAAGGAUUUCCGAUAUCUUAUAACCUCGAUCAGUGGGCUGAAAAACCGCUGGAAGUUUUCCUCGUGCCACAUUCCCAUCACGAUCCAGGAUGGAUAAUGACGCUCGAGGAAUAUUUCGAAAUCAAGACAAAGAAAUGUUUGGACUCCACACUGAAGGUUUUGGAAAGCCGUUCCGAUGCACGCUUCUCAUACGCGGAGAUAUCUUUCUUCAGUAUGUGGGUUGCUGGUCUAAAAGAAGACGAGAAAAAUCGUGUGAAAAAGUUGUUGAACAGUGGUCAGCUGGAAGUCGUUUCUGGUGGUUGGGUCAUGACAGACGAGGCAGCUGGACAUCACUACGCCAUGCUGGACCAACUGAUCGAGGGACACCAAUGGCUGUUGGAGAACUUUGAUUAUAGACCGAAUGUCAGCUGGUCCAUCGAUCCUUUUGGUCACAGUCCAACAAUGGCAUACCUGAACAGAAAAAUGCGUUUUUCCGCUAUGGUAGUACAACGCGUCCAUUAUGAGGUCAAAAAAUAUUUGGCGAAACGUCAGUCUUUGGAAUUCAGCUGGCGUCAGUACUGGGACAAUGACGGUCAUACGGACAUACUAGCUCACAUGAUGCCGUUCUAUUCUUACGACGUCCCGCACACUUGCGGCCCGGAACCUGCCGUUUGCUGUCAGUUCGACUUUGCCCGACUCCAGCAGUUUAAGUGUCCUUGGAAAUUCCAACCUCAGGUAAUCACACAGAACAAUGUGGAUGAACGAGCUCAACUACUCGCCGAUCAGUACCGAAAGAAGGCUAUGCUUUUUGACAACGACGGUGUACUCCUUGUUCCUCUGGGGGACGAUUUCCGUUAUUUAUCAGAAGAGGAGUGGGGUCUGCAACUGGAUAACUAUGGUCUACUCAUAGAACAUAUCAAUUCGAACCCGAAAUAUCGUAUCAAGAUGCGGUUCGCCACAGUCUCAGACUACUUCAAUGCUCUGCACCAACGUCUUAAAACGCGAUCCAACGAACUUCACUUGGCCACAGAGAUGACACAACUUACCGGUGACCUAUUCACCUAUGCCGAUCGGGAUCAUGACUACUGGAGUGGCUACUUCACCUCACGUCCAGCGGAAAAAUUUCUCACAAGACACUUACAAUCGGAGUUGAGGUCAGCCGAAUUACUGUAUUCGUACACGCAUCAGUUCUUGGCCUCUGACCAGACGAGGUACGCGCUGUUAACGGGUUUUCAGUCAUCUCUGUUUGACCAUCUCACCGAGGCUCGCCGCACGUUGGGACUACUCCAUCAUCAUGACGCGAUCACUGGUACGGCAAAACCGUUGGUCGCAUCGGACUAUGCGGCGAAGUUACUCAAUGCGAUACGUGCGACACGUUUGGUUUUCUCUGUAUCGGUUGCCCAUCUCCUCGUGCUGUUCGUGGGUCAUCGUGCUGAAGAUAACCCACGCCUUCCCAUACCCGGUGCCGUAAAGGAUCGCUUGAAAAAUCUUCUGGUAAAUACCAACCCAUCGGAUGGACUGCAAGAUGUGUCCUCUUUGGAAGACGAAUUUUUCACAGAAGGUCGUUCGCGCCCCAAGAUUCUCAAGCUUGAUCCGAAAGGUUCUCCGAGUUUUGUAUAUCUCUUCAAUCCCGUUCCGUAUCCGCGCACCCUGUCUACCACACUGACAUUGCAAGGACCCGCCCCGAAAACGCUGCUGAUCACUCAGUCCACUUUGAAGGAUCAUUUGAUUUCACAGCGACAACUUGUCGUGCAGCUCGAGCCAUCAGUUCAGUACGAUUCUUCGAUGCCAGUAGAAUUUUUCACGGCCCGAAUUGGUCCGGUGCUGAUGGGUCCAAUGUCACUGACGCGCCUUUCUGUCCAAGUGGACGGGAAAACGAUUGUCACACCUUUACAACCGUCAUCGAUCGAUUCGUCCGAUUCACAUGCAGCGGAUAUUGUGCUGAGCAGCGACACGGUCGAAUUGCGGUUCGAUGCACAGACGGGCUUGAUGAAACAAUUCAUCGAUCGACAUUCUGGACUCUACCUGGACGUACUGGUCGAUUUUGUCCAGUAUCAUACAGGUCGAAGCAAGUCACACAGCGGAGCCUAUCUGUUCGUUCCUGAGGGGGCCGGCAAGGUGAUGGAACUCCCCAAAACUCCCCAACUUCGUAUAAUCCGUGGCCCACUGUGCGACGAAAUCACUGUCUACACGCAGUAUGUCAACCACACUGUUCGACUCUACAAGGACGCUCGAUACCCCUCACAAGCGAUUGAGCUGGAGAACACGGUGGAUCUACGUUCAAACAAUAACAUGGAGCUGGUGAUGCGUGUCCGGACCAACAUCAGUUCGGCUCAUCGUACGUUCUUCACCGAUUCCAAUUGUUUCCAGUUUAUUCAACGAACCUACUAUGACAAGCUUCCGCUUCAAGGCAAUCUGUACCCAGUGACCUGCGCAGCGUUUGUGGAGGGCUUCCCUGAGGUGCGAACCGAUCAGAGGCCUGUCAGCGAUGAAGAUCCGCACAUUCGACUCACUCUACUCACAGCUCAUGCACAUGGUGUGACUAGCACGAAUGCAGGUGAGCUGAUGGUAUGGCUGGAUCGCCGUACCCCACAAGAUGACGAUCGGGGUCUCGAUAGCCCGCUCGUAGGCUCUUGGAUCACUCAGUCCCGAUUCGUACUGCACAUUGAGACACUUGAACGACAAUCCUCUGGACCGUUUGCCAAUGUCCCUAGACUCAGUCUUCCCACAUACCGUGCUCUAACUGAUCUACUUCAACCGGUGCAGCGUGUGUUCAUCAGUAGCAGCUGGACUAGCCUGAUGCCCCCGCAAUUCGCCUUGUUUGGUGAUGCACAAAUUCCCUGUGACUAUGAACUUUUGAAUUUAAAGACCUAUCACAGUCGGUCUCAAGUUUUCAAAACAAUAACCAACACGAAAGGCGCACAAAUCGGUCUCAUAUUGCAUCGAUUAGCACCAUUCGUGAAGUCGUCCCACACCGCUGACCAGGCCGUGGUAGAUUUUUGUGAAAGGGGCUCAUCGGAACUCAAUAUCAAAACCAUUUUCGCCCCGCUUAAGUUGUCCCAGGCGGCCAAACUGCGUCGACUCACAAUGAUUCCCGAGCCCGACGAAGUACUGAACUGGCGCAGCUUGGUAGCUGUGGAACCUAUGGAACUGGAAGCCUUUCUCUUGAAUUGAUAAUGGCUCACUUUAUUUCGUCUUUCCAGUUGUUUGUCCAGGAAUGUGAUAAAGCACUCCAGUCACUCUGAGUCAGUUUGAAGCAUUUGAUCUAUGGCCUGAUUGCCCUUUUUUCUGGCAUUUUUUGCUGCUUCCAUGCACCUCGUUCUUUCCUCCCAGAGCUGUAUAAAAACACGCGAGAUCCCGCUCGAUCUUCCUCCCAAAUAAACGCACAACAAGC
Messenger RNA from Opisthorchis viverrini, 3724 nucleotides. RefSeq lists its product as hypothetical. The transcript is spliced from 20 exons. The coding region runs from base 1 to 3504 and encodes 1167 amino acids. NCBI's taxonomy places the organism in Eukaryota, Metazoa, Platyhelminthes, Trematoda, Opisthorchiida, Opisthorchiidae. The record is from RefSeq and is a predicted model, not a curated record. Gene Ontology annotation, biological process: mannose metabolic process; protein deglycosylation; N-glycan processing. Gene Ontology annotation, molecular function: alpha-mannosidase activity; carbohydrate binding. Gene Ontology annotation, cellular component: Golgi membrane.